AAAGCGAACACGGUAAAUGUUGCCAAUGUGAUGAAUAAGCUUUUUGUUUCAUCAAACAAUGUUGUACAGUGUCCAUUGCAUGAACGUUGGGUUAUUUUUUAUAAAGAUAUCCACACACGUGCUUUUGGUGUGCUUAGAUAACCGAUCUUUAUUCCUAUUGGCUGGUAGGUGCACUAUAAGCACUUCCUACGUCCAAUCGCAGACAUCAAAGCUCACAGAGUAAUUAACCUCAAAGAGCCGGGAGUGGCGUUUAAGUGCGCGCGCGCCCCGUGCAGAAUAAAAGCAGUUCAGAGGCGUGUGAAGUUGAACAAUUUCAGUACAGCUUGUGCGUUUCACUUUCUUUCGUCUUCAGGAGCCUGUAGAGAGAGGAAAAAAAACGUUACUUCUUGUCUUAAUUUAUAAUUUGUUAUAUCAUGAAUGGUAUAGAAAUGUCUUCAGAUAUGCCGGAUAUAUUUAAAGCCCUGCUUGAGCAACCUUUCUCCUUCAUCACUUUCAAUGACGACGAAAAUGAGAAAGAAAAGCUUUCAGGAGAUGAAUUGGACUCUGGAGGAGGAGUCAGUGGACUGGGGCCAUCAGCUGCCUUGACCCCUGCUAUCUGGGACAAGACAAUUCCAUAUGAUGGCAAAACCUUUCAUCUUGAGUACAUGGAUCUCGAGGAAUUUCUUAUGGAGAAUGGUAUCCCUGCUUCUGAACAAGUGCAGCAGAAGAGCCUUUCCAAAGAGAGCUCCAAGCAGCUGAUAGAGAAAGCCCCUACCAUCAUCCCAAAGACAGAACCUGGCCCAGCAUCUCCAAUUUCUCUCCUGCCAACUAUGGAGUUGGAAAACUGUGAGGAAGAAGUAAUAACUGUUGUAUCGAACCCUGAAUCAGUGGAGACCAAAACAGGCCCAACCACAGCGAGAGAAUGUCUGACACCAGACCCCAUUAACCCGGAAGAAAUUGAAAUAUCAGUGAACUUCGAACCAGAUCCUUCAGAUCUUAUGCUUUCCAGUGUACCUGGAGGAGAACUCUUCAACCCUCGUAAGCAUCGCUUUAAUGAAGAAGAUCUGAAACCACAGCCCAUGAUCAAGAAAGCCAAAAAAAUAUUUGUUCCUGAAGAUCAGAAGGAUGAGAAAUAUUGGCAGAGAAGGAAGAAGAACAACAUUGCGGCAAAACGUUCUAGAGAAGCCAGACGGCUGAAGGAGAAUCAGAUCACAGUCCGUACAGCGUUUUUAGAGCGGGAGAACCUCGCUCUGAGGCAGGAGGUGGCUGAGCUGCGCAAGGACUUGGGACGCUGCAAGAAAAUCGUGGCUUGCUACGAAGCAAAAUAUGGAUCACUGUAAGAGUCUGAUCCUGGCAAACAGCUGAACAGUUUGUUUUGUUCACAAGAAGUCAGUAAAUCCACAUCACGACAAUUGAAACUAUUACUCACAUAUUGCCUUUUAACUAAUUUACUUUAUUUACAUUUUAUGAUGCUAGUCCAAACCUUUGAUACUCUUGGGGGAAAAAAAAGAGCCUUUUUUUUUUAACCCAAAUCUGGCUCCUGGGUAUCAGAUAUGGGUAUGUGUUUAGUAAAGUGUUGCAAGGGAUAAACUGAAGACUUAAAGGGAUUUUAAAAAUAAUAAUUUUAAUUAAAAUAAACCCAAUUAUCACAUUAGCCCAAUAAACCAAUAAUUUCUGCCUAACUGUACCUGUUUGUUUAUAUACAUUUUCGUAUUUAAAUAAAAAUUUUUGUACAUAUAACUGGUAUAAAUAGUACCUGUAGUCUGCCUUCAUAACAUGUCUAUAAGCAUUACUUAAAUAUUUAAUAAAGCAUUAUUGGAGUAUGGCUUAGGUCUAAGAUGACAGGUUUUAGGAAGUCUUUGCAUGGAAGCAAGAUAUUAAAUAUAUUUGCUUGAAGUGUAUUUGGUGUAUUGAAUUCUCUUCAAUUGAAAUAUUAUCAAUUUGCAAUUCAAUAAAACAUCACAUAUUGAUAGUCUUUAAUAAAUACUCCAACAUUGAUUUAUAGAAGAUUAAUUAAAUGUAUAUAAACGUCUUUUAUAACAGGCCUGUGUCGAUACCCUUAAAAUGUGUUACGUUGUGUGUUGGGUAUUAAAGAAGGCUGAUCAUUUUAAAGGUUGGCAACUGGAAGCAGGGGAAAGAGAACUAAGGUUGAAAUUGUGCUCAUUUGACUUGGUGCAUUAGGAUUGGCUGAUGGAAAAUCUGUAUAUAAAACCAGCAUGUCUUGUAACUGAAUUAUUAUUUCAACAUUAUCUUGAGUUAAAAUGUCACUUCAUCACUAACACUAAAAAUUGGAUGAUGCCUCUGUAAUUCAUUGAUUUCAUUGUUAGUUUCAUAGAAAGAUAAAUAUAACGGGUUAGUGCACAUUUUUCUGUGCUUUAUUGUAGACUUGUUUUAUCUGUGGUGAAAGAAAGGGGCUUUUCGCUUAUUUAUGAUCAGAAGCAUUAAUACCCACUACACAUGAUUUGAUGGCAGGGUUUAUUUCUCAAGGUAGAAAAAUGGCUAUACUGUCUUGGAUCAGAGUUUAUCAGGGACUACUUUGCAUUUCAUUAUCUGUGCAUUUACUUAAGCUGCUUUUGAUAUUUGUAGACUAUAUGAUAUCUGUAGAUAUUAUACAUUAACUAAUGGAAUUAUGUCUCUGAAGUUUUGACAACGUUUUCGACUAUCAGCUAAUAUAGUUGUGUUUCCUUGAUGUUUGUCUCAUACUUCACCAAAAGGCAAUUUUCCACCAGGUACUGCAUAAACAUUUUUUAAGCAAAACGGAGCCCUUUAAGUGUGACUUUUUACUGAGAUUAUUAUUGUUCACCAGAGGUUGGUGUACUGACAAGCUCCAGGUAAAUGAGCUCAGAAACAUGGUUCAAACUGCAAAUAAUAAAAGCUCAAGUUUAAUCUUGAAGGGAAAAAUGUUACGUACCACAUUUUUUGUACAUGUUUAAUCAAAAUUAUGUUGAAAUAAGGAUUUAUACCUGUGUUUCUCUAUAACUAAAAGGUCUGUUACUGAGCGAACAUCAUUUCAAAUCCAGAGUACAGUUAUCUACUUUAACAUACCUACCAGGGCAGGGAACUAACUGAUUCGCUGAAUCACGUUUGUGAGCAGAGAAAUAAUGUCUGGUUAAUAAAAUAUUGCUUUUGAUAACUGUGCUGAAUGUUUCAUGCUUACAUUUGUUAUUAAAGAGAUGUGUCUUAUUA
This is a messenger RNA of Silurus meridionalis, 3165 nucleotides long. RefSeq names its product TEF transcription factor, PAR bZIP family member a (gene tefa). The transcript is spliced from 4 exons. Gene Ontology annotation, biological process: regulation of transcription by RNA polymerase II. The record is from RefSeq and is a predicted model, not a curated record. Gene Ontology annotation, cellular component: nucleus. The coding region runs from base 414 to 1319 and encodes 301 amino acids. Lineage: Eukaryota; Metazoa; Chordata; Actinopteri; Siluriformes; Siluridae. Gene Ontology annotation, molecular function: DNA-binding transcription factor activity, RNA polymerase II-specific; RNA polymerase II cis-regulatory region sequence-specific DNA binding.